AUGGAAUCUCUUCCAUUCCUUGGGUUUGUUAUGAAGUUUUUUUACUUUUCAAUUAUUUUUCUUCUGCUCGUAGGCAAGAUAAAUGGAAUCAAACGCGAGGGAUAUCCGGUUGAAGUGACGGUGAGGGCGACGAUCACGCUGAAGGAGCCGGAAGGUGAGAUUUUACAUAAUGGCUGACAGGAGAAGGGCUCCGAGAAUCUGCUCUCAGGAUUUGAAGAAAAUUGGCAUAGAAAUAUUAUACAUAUACAUAUUCAGCUUUUUUGAGUCAAAUGGGAGACUUCUAGCACACAGAAAACACUGACAUUUUUAUGUCAAAAGUUCGGAAAAUUUUGUAAUUUUUUGUCAGUCUUGGCAUGAAAAGUUUGUCACUUGUUUCUACUGUACAGGGAAAUACUUCCACAAAAAAUCAAAUCUUACCGCACGAAACUGGCAAAGUUAUGGUCAAAAAAGGUUUUUCUCUUUGACCUUUCUCCGCAUUUCACGUACUCUCUCGGCAAAAAAGAUCGUUGAAUAUCUCGGCUGCGGCUGUAAAGAGCGGGCUAAAACUCUGAGUUGAUAAGACGCCUACGUGCAAACUGUGUGCAAAAUUUAAAGAAAAUUUGACAAUAAGCGAAAAAUUUUCUUGGGACCCUGUGUUCCGCAAUUUUUCUGGGUGGCCUACUAGAAAACCAGACACUCCUUUAGUGGGGACAGAAAAGACCUAGAGACAAAAAAGCUAAAAAAUUUCAAUGACAAAAAGAGGCAACUAGUCCUUUCACAAAGCCGCUGGUGCGAUUUCAACGACUUGUUGAAAUCGCACCACUGUGCGACAGCCCAAAAAACCCUAUUGCAUGCAAAAAGCCGAAAAUUGCACAGUGCAAAGCAAGCUCUCGUUUUCACACGGCGCAUAUCGCUAGAAUUACUCCAGCGAUCAUCCGGAUGGAUUAGUGGAUUAACGCACCUUUGGGACAAAAAUUUCCUAGAUAAAAGUGCUUUUUUUUCAUAAUUUUUCUCUAUCCGUCUGUCAGGAAAAUAAUGAGCGCUCUGUUGCAUCGAAAAUCGCAUCGCCGUCGAUAAAAUGAAUUGUGUCGCUGCAAAAUCAAAUUGCUUUUUACUUCAGCGACACGAAUGGCGCAGCUCAUUAUUUUCCCGACAGACUGACAUUUCGGAUGAUUUUGCUUUACCAUUUUGUUUUUCAGAGAAAUUCGCCAGAUUCAAGCGAUUCCUCGGCGUCUACGGCUUUCAUGACUACGAAAAAGAAGCGCUUUUGCCGAAAGAGGAGAGUGCCGAGAUCACCAAAAGAUCGCUCAAAAUCGACGAGCAAUCCAAGGACAUGAUGUUUGCCGAAAAAACGAAGAAAGAGUGGCCUUCCUACUUCGCCGAGGGCUCAUAUAUUCACUGA
Molecule: messenger RNA, 1381 nt
Organism: Bursaphelenchus xylophilus (pine wood nematode)
Lineage: Eukaryota; Metazoa; Nematoda; Chromadorea; Rhabditida; Aphelenchoididae
Source: the annotation of a GenBank genome assembly